Molecule: messenger RNA, 710 nt
Organism: Saccostrea cuccullata (small rock oyster)
Lineage: Eukaryota; Metazoa; Mollusca; Bivalvia; Ostreida; Ostreidae
Product: malignant T-cell-amplified sequence 1 homolog
Exons: 5
Coding region: 50-598 (182 amino acids)
Biological process (GO): formation of translation preinitiation complex
Molecular function (GO): RNA binding
Source: RefSeq, a predicted model, not a curated record
CUAAUAUAGUUUCCGACAAGAAAUUGUGAGCAACUAACCUGUUACAAAAAUGUUUAAAAAAUUUGAUGACAAAGAAAUGGUAUCUGGUGUGAAUAAUGCAAAAUCUUCAGUCCAAAAAGCCAUUAGAAAUUCUGUAUUAGAUAAUUAUCCCUUUAUAGAGCCAUACCUUGAUCAGAUUAUUCCAAAGAAAGGUGAUCUUAAAGUUGUCAAAUGCCAUGAACACAUAGAAAUUCUUGCAAAUGCUGCAGGGGAACCAUUGAUGUUUCGACACAGAGAUGGGCCCUACAUGCCGACACUGAAGCUUUUACACAAGUACCCUUUCAUGUUGCCACGAAUGCAGGUAGAUAAAGGUGCUAUAAGAUUUGUCUUGAGUGGGGCCAACAUCAUGUGUCCAGGGCUGACAUCUCCUGGUGCCAAGAUGACAAAAUUAGAUGCUGAGAAGGUUGUGGCUGUGAUGGCAGAGGGAAAGGAGCAUGCAGUGGCCAUAGGAAUGACAAAAAUGUCCACAGACGAAAUCAUUUCUAAAAACAAGGGUAUUGGAUUAGAGAACAUUCAUUACCUAAAUGAUGGACUUUGGAACAUGAGGACAGUUAAAUGACCCUUGAUGCUGUUAUUCCUGAUUGUUGGACUAUUUGUUAUAAAUAACUUUAAUAUUUAUUGCAAUAUUAAAGCAUUGUAUCAUGAAUAAACCACCAUCCCUUUCCCAGUCA